Messenger RNA from Calliphora vicina (urban bluebottle blowfly), 3078 nucleotides. RefSeq lists its product as uncharacterized. Bases 1 to 3078 code for a protein of 1025 amino acids. The record is from RefSeq and is a predicted model, not a curated record. NCBI's taxonomy places the organism in Eukaryota, Metazoa, Arthropoda, Insecta, Diptera, Calliphoridae. The transcript has a single exon.
AUGUCUAAUACUCAAUCAUCUCCAAUCAACAAACGUCGUUCCAUUGAGGAAUUGAAAAUGAAAUACGAAGCAUCACCAGUUUUUGAAACACCCAAGAUGGCUGUUAAGCCAAAAUCUCCUAAGAAGAUAAAGAAAUCUAUUGUUAAGCAAAUGGCUUCCAUGUUCAACUCCAAGAUGUCGCAAAUUGUCAAACGUGAGACGGAAGUGGGAAAGUAUGCUGCUUUGAUUAACGAAUUUUCGCCAGAGCCUAAGCCUCAGCCAACAGCAAUCUUUGCAACACCUGUACCAAUGCCCAGAACACGUUUAACCAAAACAAAGGCGCCCGUUCCUAGUCCCAGAAUUAAGACAUUGGUGAAAGUUGAAACAAAACCUUCGGCCUGCUUUGUAGCUGAAGAUGUUUUCGCCAAACUGUCUGUGAAAGACAAGGCUCAAUUGUAUACCCAAUUUGUGGAGGAAAUGUCAAAAAAGAAUCCUCAAUUUAAUAAACAUGCUGGAUUAAAGGAAGCCAACGAGAAAGUGGCAGUUCAAAGUGAAGUUAUUGCUGAAAAACAAGCCACAGUUAAAAAUCUAUUGGAAGAACUUGAGUUUAAUACAGUUUUUCCUAAAUCAACCAAUACUGGCUUCAAAUCUAUACAAAGAAUAAAUUCGAUGAAGAAAGCCUUAGCUGCUCGCAAAAACUCAAAGGUCAAUGCAUCCUCUUCCAUAAAGGCCAAGGAAUUUGAAGAUAUUGUGGGGGAGAAGAAACCAAUAACUCCAGAAAAGGCCAAGUCUUUGCCUUGUAUUCAAACAAGCCAUACAAUCUUCCAAAAGCAACCAAUAGAAAAUUUAUUCUUCUCUUGGUUCAAAGAGAAACAUGAAAAUGAUGAUGGUGUCGAGGACAUGUCUAAUCAUUCUGAGGUGGAUGAAGAAAAACAAAAAUCAGCCAUUGAUAGACUAUUGGAGGAAGCUAUAGCUAAAUUGGAAAACCUAGAAGCUGAACAAAAUACCGAAGCACCUAAACCUAUGCCACGCAAAAAGAAGUCAACAUCAUCCACGACAUCUUCUGCUACAACCUCAGCAGCCGAAGAAAGUGAAUCUGGCUUAUCUUCACUGCCCAAGCAUACCAGUGAAGAAUCUCAAACUGAAAGCCAGCAAACUAACAACGAAGAGUUCGAGUUUGCCAAACCAUUGAAACCUUUACGCAAAAGAAAAUUGCGUAGAAAUCCCAUCUGGAAGAAAGAUGUCUCACAACAGGAAAACCAUCAAUUGACCUCUACUGAUUCUGAAUCAGAUAGUAAAUUAACCGAAACCAAACUCAAAAACAAAAAGUUAUUUAUGCCGUCUGCUGCAUCACAAGAAGACAUCACAGUAGUUCAAACACCUGAACUAGAGGCUAGCAUGGUGGAAUUGCAUGAAUCUUUAAUGAGAGUAGUGAACUCGCCACGCAAAAUCAAAUCUGCCUAUACUCUAACUGUCUUGGAAACUCCUUUGAGUACACCUCGUCCAUCGCUUAGUUUUGCUAAACUGCCUCAGCUAAACAAAAGCAGUAACAAAGUGGUUCAGUUCCCCGAUAGCUUUACAGAUCAGGGCUUCGAAACAGCCACCAAUGAGGCCGACAGUCCACUCAAAAAAACAAUCAUCCCAGCUGCAGCAGAAAUCGACAACACAUCACUUUCCUCAACCUUGAACUCCAGCAAACCAAAUUUUGGUUUUUCAACACCCAUCAAAACUCAAGAGCAUCAUUCAUUUGCCGCCACUGGCUCAGCUAAGCAACAGCUAUUUAGUCCCAUCUGCAAGCCCGUGAAAAGUCGCCGCAAAUCUUUGUAUGAUAAUGAGUCAAGACGCAACUCUUUGGCCAUGCAGGUUAUCAGAGAAGAUCAACCUUUGGAGCCUCAAGUAUCGUACAACAGCAACCUCUACAGCCAAACAGAACAAAAGUUCUUUGCCAAUGCUCCCACUAUGGAUAUGACCAACGAUUCCAAUAAAUUGCCGGUAGAAAAAUCCUCCCAGUUUUGGAUUAAAUGUGGAGACUUUUCGGUAGCCUUGGAAAUCAACUAUAAUGAUGCCGAAAGACUGAGACUGCUGUAUGAAAUCUUCAGUCAAACUAGCUGUGAUACCAAGGACUUACAUUUCGGCAUAGAUAAUCAUAAAUUCUCCGUACAUGGCCCUUUGGAUAUGGGUAAUACUUCAGCACGCUUACCCGUCUCUAAGGGUUGUUCACACUAUUGGUUCUCCACCGGAGACUUGGCCAUACCCUUUAGUGGCAAAUAUCUAAACUCUCAUAAAAUACAAAGACUCUUCCGGAUCAUCAAGGAAACCGUAGAGGAAACCGGCAUCUUACGCUUUGGUGUCGAUCAGGUGGAAUUUUCCAAUGUUCCUGAAUUUUGGUAUCAGCCGGCAAAGUUAUCUGUGGAUAGCCAAUACAGCAUGUUGGUGGGUUUACAAUCAGGCGAAAGCAAUGGCUUGGAAGGACGCAGUAAAUAUGCUUGGCCUCACACAAAGCCUGUAAAGAUUAGUGAUUUGGAUCAAUCCGAUUAUGAAGCCGAUAGCUUUGGGGAAAUUGAAGGUGGCCGCUUAUCAUUCUCACCAUUUGGCAGCAAUCAUUAUGAUUUGGCCUCUUUGGACAACGAAGAACUUUCCAUGCCACGCAACAGUCAGGCCAUGAUGAGUCUUGAUUCGUAUUGUCAUGCAUAUGAAAGUGAACCCUUGGAUCAUCUAUUCGAUGACAGCUUCAACCAAGAAUGGCAACCAACACAAAAUCUUGCAGUUCCUGAAAUGGUGCUGACUGUGCAAAAUGAACAGCAACGUUUGAGCAAGGUUCAAGAACAACUAAACAACUGUGUUAAACCCUCAUACAUAGCCAAAGACUGUUUGGAUAAGCUCAAGGGUACUCCUGAAUAUGUGACUAAACUAAAGAGCAUUGUCUCUGAUAUCAGCAAUAUUGGAUGCAGCAACAACUUCAAGGAGUGCUCUGCCGAAGAGUUGGAAAGUUAUAUGUUUUUUUUGGGCCGCUAUGCUGAAAUCUGCUUAAGCAGCUGCAACAAACAUAUGGAUACAGUUUUGGAGGCUUUAAGCGACCACAGAGCGGUGGUAGUUUAA